AUGACAUUUUACGAACGUACAACGAUUUUACUUGAUUGUCACCCUGAUACCCAGUCUCCUUGCGUUCCAGAACUUGAAGAUUCUCUGGUACCACCUUGUCCUUUAUGGUCAUGCUUCGUAGAGGCGACGUUAGAGUAUUGUCGUGUCGUGUUCGAUUUAUUUGACACUGACAGUAAUAGACGUCCUGUAUCUGUUCACAUCGCAGGCGUACCGUUAGAACGCAGUAUACUAAAUACAUGGCAAGAUCAAAAUUUAAAACAGAUUGCCGACAAUUUUACUGUUAUAUCACCAGCCUCUGUUUCACCUUCACCGGCGCGAUUGUCGAACGCGCUGGAAAGCUCUUUAAAAGCUUUGAAUCAGUCAGAAUCCAAUGAACAAUUUAAUGCAAGGUUCGUAUUGAUUCUGAUGGGAAAAGGCGAUGAGAGACAGUUCAGGUAUCAAGAAACUCGGAGCCAUAAAUUAAUUGAUAUUAGGGACGUGAUCCGUGGCAUUUUAACACAAUACGGAGGUCUCUUUAAGGAUAAAUUUCGGCAUCUAAAACGUUGCCAUUUUGAUAUUUUACGUGUAUUACCAACUUACGAACUAACAGCAGAAGAUAUUCCAUGGACAAAGGUUCAUGUGGAAAAUUUAAGCACUGAAUUUUCUGCAACAGUUUAUAAUAUUUUACCCGGUCGAAAAUGUCUUACUCGCUCAAUGUUACAUUUAGUUCAAUUACAUCAUCACUUACACACGUUGAGAUUGUUGGAAGUACCUAUGAAGAAAAGUGACAAUACAAAGACAACGUAUGAAAUAGAAUUGCUUUUUCAAGCAAAUAGCCAUAAGCUUGGUAAUAUAUCCGUUACAACAGAGCAUGCACCAAGACCACGAUUAUAUGAGCCGGGCUAUUUUAAAGAUCGACAGACUGUUGUCAAAUGGGUUAAGCAGAAACUUUACAGCCUAGAGGGAACGGUUACUCGUUGUUCUCAUAUGGUUACGCCUAUAGACAUAUCGGUGCCAACUCGAGUAUUGAUUACUAGUCUAUCAAAAGGUGCAAUUUAUGCUUUAACGGAUCCUUCGUUAUCUGCAAAUGGUAAUAAUCAGUCUACGGCUCGAAAUGAAAAUUCCCCGCCAAUAAAACCGCUCUUCUCACAUAUCUUGAUAUUUUGUGAAGGCGCAUUGUAUGUUCACUGUCAACACAUCAAUCAUGGGAAAAAUGCCCAUCUUCUUGACGUCAUCAAUUUUGAAGUUCCUCCUCAAUUUGUGGUUUCGCCUAAAUCAGAUAUCUCGAUGUAUUCUCAGUCCUUUGAACCUUUUAUUAUUAAGCCAAAUAUGGUUUUAUCUAAUCGAAGACCUAUAAGCAAGACUAUUAAAGUAUCAGGAUAUGAAGUUGAAAGUACACAAACUUUAGAUAUUGAGUCCAGAUGGCUUAAAGCUGCGUUAAGUUCGAAUAAUGACAUAAUACUCAAAUUGCAGAGUAGCUUAUCUGAAGGGGGUACCAUUGUCCAUGGUAUAUUGACCGAAUUAAAAAAUCUUCUUUGUGUUGAGACACCACCUGAUGAUUAUACCAAAAUUGCAAACAAUAUAUUGGAUCGAUUAUUUGCAUUAGGAAGGGGCUCUGAUUCAUUUACAAAUCAAAAAAAUGCAGUUGCGCUAUUGAAGCAGGUCCCUAUAAUUUCAGAAGCCUUUCAAUUCACGUCUUCGGAACACGCUGAGAUACACGAGAUUAUGAGUGGACGUGUAAGGCCCGACGGUACGGAAAACAAGCCGUUACCUAUAAUGCAAUCAUCAGAUUUACAAAACUCUUCCAGCAAUUUGGUGACGGACACAAUAUUAAAUCCCAAAGAGGAAACUAAAGAGACACAAAUCGCAUGGAAGCAAUUAGAUCAAUACAGUUCGAUGACAUAUAAAGAACAACAAGACAUGGAUGGAUCAGAGGCUAACGCCUUAUCUCAACCAAUCUCCAUGAGAGCUCGUGGACAGCAUUAUCGUGUAAGAGGUGGUUUUGGAGGGCGUCGUCCUCAGCGUGGUUUUUCCGAUUUCGGUAGAUCCCAGACACCAGAUACUGAUGAUAACCGUAACAGUGGGCCUAUACCAUAUCUACAAUACAAUGUUCCAAACAUUUUUGGAAUUAAAAAAGAACAUGAUAAAUAUAUGAGCCGGUUAGGUAAAUCUAAUUCGUUACUUUAUCAAUAUUGGAUCGGCAAAAGGAAUGCGAGAGAGUCUAGAGGGAUUAAACGUAAAGAUUUCGAUGGACAAUUACCUAUCACUGAGCCAAGUCAUCAGGAAGAAAAGUUUGAACAAUGA
Molecule: messenger RNA, 2283 nt
Organism: Dentiscutata erythropus
Lineage: Eukaryota; Fungi; Glomeromycota; Glomeromycetes; Diversisporales; Gigasporaceae
Source: the annotation of a GenBank genome assembly